Molecule: messenger RNA, 714 nt
Organism: Blumeria graminis f. sp. triticale
Lineage: Eukaryota; Fungi; Ascomycota; Leotiomycetes; Helotiales; Erysiphaceae
Source: the annotation of a GenBank genome assembly
UGGUUAAUCGCCGGAACUUGUGGAUCGGCCAAUCACAGGCUCCACCAUUCAACUUACAAAUCGCCGCUCAGCCUUUGUCGAUUACAGAGGUUGAUACAUACGUGCCGUUAUUGCGAUUCAAUCUUGUUAUCCAUAAUUGUCCUCCUGCACCAAAUAGCCUCAAGCUUCAGACCUGCUUCCAACAUCUUCAAGAUAUCUUCAGAAAUGAUUUCUGCCACUAAGUUAGCAGGUAGUUUAUCGAGGAGCUUUCCAUGCCAAUCCAGCCUAAAUAUCAGGCAUAGCUACAUGCGAGUAGCUGCUUUCCAUACCAGUGGCAGCAAGACUAUAUUGCCUCCUCUGCCCCCUUUACUUAUUAUUCUAGCAAACGAUGCCGCGCCUGUACCCAACCCCGAACCGAAUCACGGCUCUUAUCAUUGGACAUUUGAACGGCUUGUUUCUGCUGGCCUCGUUCCUCUCACUCUAGCACCAUUUGCAGCUGGAUCUCUUAAUCCUACCCUUGACGCCGUUCUAUGUGCAACGAUUCUCAUACAUUCACAUAUUGGCUUCGAGUCAGUUCUGACUGAUUACAUUCCUAAGAAACGUCUUCCAAAAACGAGAGCGGUAUCUUGGUGGGCAUUGAGGGCUGCGACAGUAGCUGUUGGUGUGGGCCUUUACGAAUUCGAAACUAAUGACGUAGGUGUUACGGAGGCAAUAAAGAGAAUAUGGAGAGCAUAA